This is a messenger RNA of Drosophila rhopaloa, 5301 nucleotides long. RefSeq names its product menin (gene Mnn1). Gene Ontology annotation, biological process: regulation of transcription by RNA polymerase II; negative regulation of cell population proliferation; negative regulation of cell cycle. Bases 1115 to 3406 code for a protein of 763 amino acids. NCBI's taxonomy places the organism in Eukaryota, Metazoa, Arthropoda, Insecta, Diptera, Drosophilidae. The transcript is spliced from 7 exons. Gene Ontology annotation, molecular function: transcription cis-regulatory region binding; chromatin binding; Y-form DNA binding. The record is from RefSeq and is a predicted model, not a curated record. Gene Ontology annotation, cellular component: nucleus; chromatin; histone methyltransferase complex.
CACACUGGCGCAGAGAGGUAAACACAACACAACGCAAUAUUUCGUCGGAAUUUCUCCUGGUUCUUGCCAGUACUGCCGCGCAAUAAACCUGCCCAAUUAGUGCCAAAAUGGGCACGCAUAAUGCUCGGAUCAAAUGAAAUCAAGUGCGAAGCGAUAGUCGGGCAAUUUGAGCGGGAAACGGUAACUGCGUGUCAAGUGCAAAAUAUGUAAACCGGAGGGUGGCGGGUUGACGAGAAAAAAACAAACACAAAACCCGAAACCAAAAACCAAAAAGCAGCAACAACAAAAGCCAGUGAGAGAAAGGUGCGAGAAAUUCACCUGCCCCCGUGAGCCGAUUAAUUGAUGACGUGGACGCGGACGAAGGACGCAGGGCCAGGAUAUAUACAUAUUUCUGCAGUGCACAUGCAUGCUGCACACACGCACACACUCACACACAUGCAGAAAACCAGUUGUUAUUGUUGUUGCUGCAAAUGAGAAGUGCAAGUGAAGCAGCAACAGAAAUCCUGCUCUUAAAAGUACAAAGCGAGGAAAAGGAGAAAAUAAAUAAGCGGAAAAGGGCCAAGAAGGUGCGACAACGACAAAAGUUGUUUGUCAACUUGUUGCCAAUGUUGCAGCCACAAAGUGGCUGGCUGUACAAACAGCAACAGCAGCAGCAGCAACAGCAACAAAAACCCAGCAUUUUGCAUCGGGCAAAUCCAGGCGAAAGUCCCAGGCCGUCAGCAGGAUACUAAGGAGCUUAAGAACAGAGCAGGUGGAAAAAGGCCCGGAUUUCCUGCCAUUUGGCUCACAUGCAGAAACUUCUGUAAAAACACCAUUUGCGGUCUAGAAACAGGUGGAAAACUAACGAAGCUACUUGGUUAAUAUCACAACCCUCUAAGAUUUCUUCAUAUGUAAGGUACACAUGUUUCCGCAUUCCGCAUAGUGAGGAAGAAGAGUAUAAAAAGGACACAAUCGGACAUUUCAGUAAAGGACUUGGGCAUUAAAACAGGCUAAUCACGGAAUUUAAACGAAUACAAUUCAUUUAAAAGGACAAAGCAAUCAGAUUCUGCAUUGCCUUCGAAGGACUUGAAGUCCUUUAAAUUAUUUUGGCGAUUAAAUACCCUCUCCCGGAACCAUGUCCACUAUUACUCGAAGCGCCAGUGCGAGUCCCAUGGCGCUCAAUGGCGUGAUCGAUGCCAGCCUGUUCCCUCUGAAGUCCACGGCCGAUGUGGUAAAUCUGUUCCGUCGCGCUUUAACCUCCGGAAUCGAGCCCGAUCUCACCCUGCUCUCCAUUGUGGUCGGCUACAUCGAGCUGUCUUUGACGACUGGAGAGGCCGCUGCUCAGGCCGCGCAAGCAGCUGCUGCCGCUGCCGCAGCAGGGGACAUUAGUCAAGCGGCGACAGGCGGAACUGACGUUAUCAUGGGCAACAGCGUUCCCUUUCCGGUAGUUACCCAUGAGCUGAUCGCCGGGCUGUACAAGAAGUUUCAGACGAUCCUGUCGGUGGUGGAGAAGCCGAAGCCCCACCGCCAGGCCACCCGCGAGGUGAUCAAGAAGGUAUCCGACGUGAUCUGGAACUCGCUGAUCCGCAGUAGCUACAAGGACCGGGCUCACCUGCAGAACCUCUACAGCUAUCUGUCCGGGAACAAGUUGGACUGCUUCGGAGUCGCUCUGGCAGUGGUGGCGGGAUGCCAGUUGCUCGGCUACAAGGACGUACGACUGGCCAUCUCAGAGGAUCAUGCCUGGGUGGUGUUUGGCCAGAAGCGUGUGGAGACCAUCGAGGUGACAUGGCACGGCAAGGGCAGCGAAGAUAAGCGGGGACAGGAUAUCCGCCCUGGGAUUGAAUCCGGGUCGUGGCUCUACUUGGGUGGCCUGGCGGUGAUUUGCGAGCGUGGAAUGGAAGUGGCGGCCAUCUGUGCCGCUCUCAACAUCUCGCUGACCUCGAACAGUGACUGCGUGGAGGUGGCAGAGCUGCAGCAGCAGCUGCUUUGGUUGCUCUACGACUUGGGACACCUCAAACGCUAUCCGAUGGCCAUGGGCACUCUUGGCGAGCUGGAGGAGAUCCAUCGGACACAUCCGAGCAUCAGUUGCGAACAGCUGUAUCGGGAGGCCAUAGAGUCGGCGAGAGUCCACUACCGGAAUCACCAUGUAUAUCCGUAUACCUACCAGGGAAACUACUACAAUCGAUUGCUCAAGUACCGGGACGCUUUUGCCGCGUGGGCAAAUGCAGCGGAUGUAAUCCGUUUGUACACGUACCAGUGCCGGGAUGACGAGGAGAUCUAUAAAGAGCUUUUGGACAUUGCGAACGAGCUAAUACCCUAUGUGAUGAAAACCGAAAGUUCGGGUCAUUCGGCGAGAAGUAUUUUACGAGACUCCGAGGUAUUUGCAAAUCUACUGCGGUUCUACGACGGCAUCUGCCAAUGGGAAGAGGAUAGCCUAACGCCCAUUCUGCAUAUUGGUUGGGCCAAACCGCUGGUAAACAAUAUUACCAAGUUUGACUACGACAUCAGAUCCCAGGUGGUCAUUAAAUUGCCCGAGGAUCUGGAGGCGGAGCAAGCGAAGGCGGAACAAGCGAGGGCGGAACAAGCGAAGGCGGAACAGGAGGCUAGGGAGGCUAGGGAGUCUAAUGAAGCUACGGGAUCAGAUGCUUUGGAGGGAAAUAACAAUACGAUGGUUAAAAAGGAAGAGAAAACAAAAAAUUCCGAGCUGCCGACCACUUUGGCCGACUUAACAGCUGCCUGCGGCGAAAAGAUUCUCAAUCCGGACUUCCUGCUUCAAGGCGGAGGUCAACCCUUCGCCGACCAGAAGCAACAACCGUCUGUCGGGGAAUCCGGUGUGAAAGAGUUUCACAAUAAUAACAACAAUAGCAACAGCAGUAACCACAACCAUAAUUCCGAUAAGAUGGAGGCUCCAGGCACCACAGCAAGGGCAAGCAACGGCAGUGGAACCUCUGCCCAAUUGCCCGUUUCUAUUGAGGCCAGCCAUACUGACCAAGCACAAUCCCUGAAUCAAACACAUGUCCAGCAGGGAAAACCACAGCACAAAGAAGCUAAGAAGGAGGAUGCAAGUGACGAUUACGAUCCCUUCGAGAUAAUGCUGAAAAGGCCAGUAAUCACGUUGUACAGCCAGAAGAUGAAGGGUCUGAAGGAUCUUUUACUGGCCGAAAAGCUCAACACACAUGCGAUUUCUCUCCAAGUCACCGCCCAGUCGGUGGCCUCCCGAAAGAUUCGAGGGGUGGAGAAACAAUCGGCAACCAUUUCGGCCACCAUCACAGCAAUUUCGUCGAGUUCUGGAGACGGGGUUCUAGGUGGAGUCAGUGGUGGAGGAGGCAGUGGCUCAGGAGGCACCGGUGGAGCAUCCAUGGCAGUAUCGUCACCAGGAGGAGAUUCAAUUGCCGCCUCACGUCCAAAGAGAACUCGUCGCGAGUAAUUCUCGUUGUUGUGUAUUACGUAUUAUUAUUAAUCAUGUGUGCAAAUGGAGGUGGUUCGAUUUUUUUUUUUGGUCAGUCAUAGAAACAUAUGUAAUUUGUGGGCAGUUUUUAUUUGAAAAAAGUGUUUUUGAGAACAAUGAAGUCAAAAUUAACUUCAGAGCUUAAAUAUUUUGUAGGGAUCCUUACAUUUCAUAAAUUUAAACCAAAAAUACCACAUAGUUGAGACCUAUGUAUCCAAGAAUGAAGUUUCAUUGGAUUACAGAUUACUUUUGGUCUUUUUUCAACCAAAGGAAAUCGAGCCACCCCUGUAGCCGUGCAUAUAAAUAUAUAUGCUAUCAUAUUUUUGAUGUUCGAUGUGUAUUUAUGUAGUUCGUAAGCGCGAGACGAAACAAAAAAAAGCCGUUAGAGAACGCCUAGCGUUUUAAAAAUAAAUAUAAACAGUGAAACACACAGACAUGUCCCAACAAACAAACAGGCACUCAAAACGCUAAGCUAUGCUAGAUAUUUGUAACAUAUUUUUAGCUGUUAUACUUUUUCUCGAUGUAUUUAUUGUUAGAACUACGUAUUUCCCCUCCAGCAUGUUUGAACUUUUUUUUAUUAUUAUUAUUUAACCGUAACUUAAUUGGUGCUCUUUUUCAAAGGCAGAAAACUCGGUUCUAUAUUUGAUUUCAAUCACUUUUUAGGCAAACCUUGAAAAGGAAUUUUGAGAGGAAAUCAUAGAUCAUAAAAGUGAUCGAAAUCAAAAAUGGAAACAGAAUUGCUCAUAUAUUUGUAUUUACUUUACAGCAUUUUAUUGAGGCUAAGCUGUUUGAUUUUAUUCUAUUUAAACAUAUAUCCUGUACUAUUUAAGAAUUUACAACUUUGUUACGAACUGUUGACUUGAAACAACUAAACAGUUGACAAACCCGAGUGGAAAACAAAAGAAUACAACUUUUAACACUUCCUCUAUAUGUGAUACAACACUUUUUCUAGAAAAGCUUUCAUAUUAUCUUAUAAAACUAAAUAGAAUUAACCACUCUCCACACACUUUAAACGAGAACUACUUAAAUGGGCUGACAGCAGCAGGACAGGCUCUUGUUUAGGGAAAGUCCAGUCCAAAAUGUAUCCCGAUCCCACGAAUGUCCUUACAACUUGUCACUCCAUUUAGCUACAGCAACUAGGGACAAAAUCGGAGCUUGUAACAAAUUGUUAAAUGAUGAUAAUAAUUGCAUUGAAUUUAAUUUGAUUUGUGCGUAGAGCAUCUGUGAUGAAUGAUAAUGUUUAGAAGAGAGAGGAGAAGAAAAGUGGAGAGCCCGAGACAACACACAAAACUGAUCAACAAUAUUACUUAUCAAUGUAUGGUGUUUUAUUCCUCAUAUAUAACAUUAGCAGACUAAAAGCAAACAAAUGAAAUCAAAACAAACUAUUUAAUUAUGUAGAUUUGCAGACCGCAACAACUUAAUGUUAAAUGUUGAACUACAGUUAUAUUUAAAUGUAAACUAGAUACUGAGACUAACAGAACAAAAAAGGAGUAUAUAUUUUGGCAUACAAAAUUUUUAACAUUAAGUGAACGAAUGCAAGAAUUCGAAUUGCGAAAUAUUUUUUAUUUUCAUUACACUUCGGACAGCACGAAAUCCAACCCAAGAUAAUAGACAUAAACCGAAAGUUCGCUAUGCAAUAAAUUAAAACACAGCAACAGAAACAAUAUACAAACCUAUAAGAAUAUAAUAUAUAUAUUUAUUAAUGUUGAAGUAACGUACAUUUUUGCUCUACUUGUUUAAAAUAGCCAACCAGCAGCAACAGUUAAAUUAAAUGUAGCUAUAAAUCCCAAUGCUCAAUAAUCCUUUUAGCUUGAAAGUCAAAUAGCCAACCGUAAAAAUGUUAAACAAAUCAUUAAAGGCAAAUAAAAAAUGAA